GAGAGAGCCACUAGUGAACAUUGCCCAAAAAUCCCUGCCAACUGCAAUGCACUCAGAAAACGAAGACCAAGUUGAAAAUAAAUGUAGUGUCGAGUGGGAAUGGAAUUUGUACUCCAAGUGCAGAUUCAAUCCAUUGUGAAUCGAUUUCCAAACGAUUUCAGACGUUCAGAGGAGCGUGCCCUAACGGCACUCAAGCGCAGAUUCAAUUCACGACGUGCCCUAACGGCACUCAAAUUACAAUGCCCGUUGCAAAAAGCAGAUCGUGUUACCGUUGGAAAAAGCAGGAUUUCACUUCUUUUAAAAGGAGAUAUACUAGAGAAGCAGGGCAGAUUGUAUUGUUCUUUCAAUUUUUUUGGUUUUCUUUUUAAGUUUAAUUUUUUUUGGCGUGGCCAUGCCUCUGAGUAUUGCUUUCCUGAGUUUUAGUUUGGAAUUUUUACUUUUUAUACUCAGAUGUUUUCAUUUUCUUUCUGGGUUUGAAUUGCAAUUUUUUGUUUUGAUAUUUUGUGAAUUUCUUUUCUGUGGGUUGUCAUUCUUAAUGGGCAUGGAGGUAGGCAGCAGCAAGAAUUCUUCUUUCUGGAGUGACUUAUUGGAGUUAUGGACAGAAAAUGGAUGGACAUUUUUGGAGGAUUUUUGGUUGAGAAGGAUUUUGGAGAUGAAUUGGAGGAUUUUGUGGAAGAAGGAGGAUUUGGGAGCUGGAGAUUUGGAUUCCUCGUCAGAUCUUGCCAGGAAUGCGAGAUCAGCUAAGAUAUUUGGAAUUUUCAACAAUUUGCUGGGAUUUUUGGGAGGUAGAUCCCCUAAAAAAAUGCAGCAUCACCAUACGUGGAACAAAUCUUCUUCAGUAGAUGAUCCAGAAAGAUGGUCCAAAGGGCAGAGCCAGAGGUGAUUGACUCUGCUUGACCCCACCAAUACUUUCACCAUAUCUUGGUCACCAUGCCGUCAAGGAGCAUCCCCGGUUCACAACAAUCUUGCAUCAACCAAAAACAUUUUCCUUUUUGUUUUGUUUGCAGUUUCGCUUUUCCUUUCUGUGUGUCCCGGUUUUGGCGCACCGGAUCCUGUGGAGUUGGAUUCUAUUUGAAGACUUGAUCAUCUUUCUUGCUUUCAGACCGCAUCACAUUUAGAUCACUUACCGACAAGAUAUCGCUACCGAUUUUCAUGACAGUUUCUUGUUAUCAGUUGCUUGAGACCUAUUUUAGUGAUCUACCAAAUCCCAUUCCGAAGUUUGCAGAACCUUGAGCAUUGAUUUCGAUGUUUCUUGGCGUGUGGCCGACCUUUUUCUGCGAUUUGUAGUGACUUGCCAACAACCCUAGGGAAAAACACUAACCUAAGCCACUAAAAGUGGACUUUUUUUUGGUUGUUCGCAAAGGUUCACUUAGCAUUAUUAAAUACUAAUUAUAAUUAGUUGUUUUGA
This is a messenger RNA of Cryptomeria japonica (Japanese cedar), 1408 nucleotides long. RefSeq lists its product as uncharacterized. The coding region runs from base 392 to 883 and encodes 163 amino acids. The transcript has 5 exons. The record is from RefSeq and is a predicted model, not a curated record. NCBI's taxonomy places the organism in Eukaryota, Viridiplantae, Streptophyta, Pinopsida, Cupressales, Cupressaceae.